ACACUUAAGGCGCUUGAACGUCCAAGGCCCGGCAAGCCAACUCCGCCUUUUGCGGGAAAAGAGAAACCUGAAAGUUUUUUCUUGUUUAAAAAAAUUGGUCAAACAUAAUUUUUUUUUUAGUUUUUAAAUUUGUUUUUCUUCUAUAAAUCUCCAUUACAGCCCAGCCCAUCUUCUUCCCCUUUUCUAUCUCCUUCUCUCUCUUAGCUUUUGCUUAGCUUGUAUUCACCAAACAAUUUCUUUUUAUUUUUCCCCUUGUCUUUCUCUUUCUUUGUGUUCAUUUCACUUGGAUUAUAAGAAUCCCAAGUUUUCUGCAGCUUUUUGGAGUCUAUUUACUAAAUCUUCAACUGGGUUUUUAAUUUUAUCUCUGAAUUUGGGAUUCUGUAGGUAGCAAAGUUGAUUAUGGAGAGUGAGUUCUUUUUGAAUGCAGGAAUCCCUCCACCGCCAUUGCAUUUUGAGCCAAAUUUCACCUCUGCAUUGCCAACUUGGCACUCACUUUCUUCCGCCAUGGAAAUGCAAGGUAAUGAACUUUAUUGUUCCACUGAGCAGUCACCUGAUUGCUUCUCUGCUCCCAACUGGGAAAAGUCAACGGAUCAAUGUCUCAACUUUGACUCUGCUCUGAGUUCAAUGGUGUCCUCGCCGGCGGCUUCCAAUUCUAACUUAUCCAGCGACGGUAUUAUGAUCAGGGAACUCAUUGGAAAAUUGGGAAACAUCAACCCUGGAGAGAUCUCCCCGCAUUCUCAGCCUAUGUUGGCAGCUUCAUAUAUUACCCCUGGAAACAACAGCACCAACAAUUCCUGUUAUAGUACUCCACUGAAUUCACCACCCAAGCUGAAUUUGCCUCCGUUGGAUAAAUUUUCCAAGGAAAAUUUGAAUUUUCCCAGCUUGGGGAAGCCAAUGGCUUUGAAUUCCAGUGUGGCAGAAUUCACAGCUGAUCCUGGAUUCGCUGAGAGAGCUGCGAGGUUCUCUUGCUUUGGCAGCAGGAGUUUCAAUGGCAGAAGCAGCCAAUUUGGGCUGAACAAUGCAGAACUUGCUUAUAAAAGCAAUCAAUUAAUGGGAAAUGGCAAGUUGCCUCGAGUUUCUAGUACUCCUUCUCUCAUGGUGAUUGGAUCUCAAAAAGGGAACAAUUCUUCAUUGCAGGAUCGAUCUGAAUUGGCAAAUUCUUCUCAGUCCUCCUUAUCUGAACAAAACCCAACUGGGGAAUCUGCUAUGAAGGUCUCCUGUGAGUUGAAUUCCAAGAAAAGAAAAUCAGUUUCCAGAGGAAAAGCAAAAGAAUCGCAGCCAAACUCAACCCCACCAGCCAAUUCAGCUAAGGAUGCAGAAAUUGAAAACAAUUCAAAUUCAAAACGAAGCAAGCCAAAUGAAGGAAAGGGAAAUGAAAAAACUGCUGUUAAAGCAGAGGAAGAUCAGAAGGGAAGCGACGGAGAUGAGAAACAAACGAAGAAUAACAACUCAAAGCCUCCAGAGCCGCCGAAGGACUACAUUCAUGUCAGAGCAAGAAGAGGUCAAGCCACUGACAGUCACAGCCUAGCUGAAAGGGUUCGAAGAGAGAAAAUCAGUGAAAGAAUGAAGCUCCUUCAAGAUCUUGUACCAGGUUGCAAUAAGGUCACCGGCAAAGCUCUUAUGCUUGAUGAAAUUAUAAAUUAUGUGCAGUCAUUGCAACGCCAAGUGGAGUUUCUCUCCAUGAAGUUGGCUUCUGUGAAUACCACCAGGCUGGAUUUCAACAUGGAUACCCUCAAUUCAAAAGAUAUAUUUCAAUCAACAAACCAAUUGCAAAAUCCAAUAUUCCCAAUAGAUUCCUCGGCAACAGCCAUUUUUGGCCACCAACUUCAGCAAAAUCCAGCACUACACAGCAACAUUGCUAAUGGGACAGUGACCCAAUGCUCUGUGGUCCCAUUAGAUACUGGCUUAUGCCAAACCCUCAAUAUGCAGUUACCCCCACUUGAAGGAUUUAACCAUAAUGACCCUCAGUAUCCAACAUUCUGCGAGGAUGAUCUCCAAACCAUUGUUCAGAUGGGUUUUGGUCAGAAUCUGAACCAGGAAACAACAUUGCAGGCACACAACUUUACUGGUCCAAAUCAAGUUUCCCACAUGAAAACAGAGCUGUAGUUACCAUUCUAUGCUCCCAAAUUGAAGGUCCAGAUAGAAAAUGAGAGAAGAAGGCUGCUGUAUAUACAAGAAAUUGAAUUUGGACCAGCAAAAGAACUACCAAAUCAUUUAUCAUUAGGUUAAUGAAGAAGAUAAUUAUUAUUUUUUUCCUUGAUGUUAAAUUCUUUUUGGUCAAGGAUUUUUUUUUUAUUCUAUUUUCUUGUGGAGUUUUCUUGCAAGUAUCCACUGUAAAAUCCUAGAAGGUGCAAAGUAUUGUAGCACCACAUGUAAGAUAUAAUGCUAAUUAAUUAAAUGAAGAAAAAAAAAAUUAUAUUAA
This is a messenger RNA of Manihot esculenta (cassava), 2422 nucleotides long. RefSeq names its product transcription factor bHLH62. The transcript is spliced from 8 exons. The coding region runs from base 400 to 2106 and encodes 568 amino acids. Gene Ontology annotation, molecular function: protein dimerization activity; DNA-binding transcription factor activity. Gene Ontology annotation, biological process: regulation of DNA-templated transcription. The record is from RefSeq and is a predicted model, not a curated record. Gene Ontology annotation, cellular component: nucleus. Lineage: Eukaryota; Viridiplantae; Streptophyta; Magnoliopsida; Malpighiales; Euphorbiaceae.